CUAUAAUAAUACUACUAUACCCGAUAUCAACUCUCUCCCUCUAAACCCUUUUUCAAGAUCUGCUGAAUUGGAGGUCAAAAAAAAUGUUCUCUCUCUUCACUUGUAGUAAUUUAAUUUGAACCUCUCCUUCCUAGAAAGUAGAAACCGUGAAUGUCACUGCCACCAAGUAAUGAAACAAUUGAAAACAAACUUUAUAAUAAGAUAAUAAUAGUAAUGGAAAAAGUAGUCGUAUUUGAUUUAUAAUUUGUAGUUUUGUGUAGACAAAGCUAAGCUGGUCGCCACUCUCCUCCGAUCCUUCUCGGCAACACCAUACACAUACAUAACAUACGUACAUACAUAAAAUCUUCUUCUCUUCGGAUUAAAUAUGAAGGAACGUUUCAACUUCCAUCAUCAACAUCAACGUCAACAUCAUCAAACAUGAGCACUGGAACUACCCUUUGUUGACUCUCUCUUCUCAUUUCACCAGGAAACAUUUCAGAAUAUAAUUUGAUGAGAGAAGAUUGGAUGAGGAAUGUCGUGAAGUACUGAGGAGGUGGUGGAGGAGGAGGAGAGGGGCAUUGUGAUUGUUUCAUGGGCAAUACAUGCCGCGGAUCUUUUGGAAGCAAAUACUUUCAGGGCUACAGUCAGCCCGAAGAACAAUCCAAUACCAAGCGCAAUACUACUUAUUCUACCCAUUCUAAUUAUUCCGAUUUCUCGGCCACCAGUUUCAACUCUCAACACCUCAUUCCUCAAGAAUUCUCCAAGGAUAAUCCCAAGAAAGACAACAAUCUACCCCUUGAUAACACACCCAAACAAACCACCAUGAGCCGCCACCACCACCACCGCAAUGAUAACCAAGCUUAUUUUGUCUUGGGUCAUAAGACUGCUAACAUUCGUGAUCUUUACAUGUUGGGCCGUAAGUUAGGUCAAGGACAAUUUGGCACUACUUAUUUAUGCACUGAGAUUUCCACUGGCAAUGAAUAUGCAUGUAAAUCAAUCUCUAAGCGGAAAUUGAUUUCCAGAGAGGAUGUUGAGGAUGUCAGGAGGGAGAUUCAGAUAAUGCACCAUUUGGCCGGUCACACCAACAUUGUGACGAUUAAGGGUGCAUAUGAGGACCCUUUGUAUGUUCACAUUGUCAUGGAACUUUGUUCAGGGGGUGAAUUGUUUGACCGCAUCAUUCAGAGGGGACACUAUAGUGAGAGAAAGGCAGCUGAAUUGACCAAGAUUGUUGUUGGGGUUGUUGAGGCAUGUCAUUCACUCGGGGUUAUGCAUAGAGAUCUAAAGCCUGAGAAUUUCUUGUUGGUUAACAAGGAUGAUGAUUUCUCUCUCAAGGCCAUUGAUUUUGGACUAUCAGUUUUCUUCAAACCAGGUCAGAUUUUUACUGAUGUUGUUGGAAGCCCAUAUUAUGUUGCUCCAGAGGUGCUUCUGAAGCAUUAUGGCCCAGAAGCAGAUGUGUGGACAGCAGGGGUCAUACUGUAUAUAUUGCUAAGUGGCGUACCACCCUUUUGGGCUGAAACACAACAGGGGAUAUUUGAUGCUGUUUUGAAGGGACACAUUGAUUUUGAAUCAGAGCCCUGGCCACUGAUAUCUGACAGUGCGAAGGAUCUUAUACGCCAAAUGUUAUGCUCUGGACCUUCUGAUCGCCUAACUGCUCAUGAAGUAUUAUGUCACCCUUGGAUAUGUGAAAAUGGAGUUGCUCCUGACAGAGCACUGGAUCCAGCUAUUCUUUCUCGCCUCAAACAUUUCUCUGCUAUGAACAAGUUAAAGAAGAUGGCUUUACGGGUAAUUGCUGAAAGCCUGUCAGAGGAGGAGAUUGCUGGUUUAAGAGAGAUGUUCAAGGCAAUGGAUACUGACAGCAGUGGUGCAAUAACAUUUGAUGAACUUAAAGCUGGUUUGAGAAGAUACGGCUCUACAUUAAAGGAUAUAGAGAUACGUGACCUUAUGGACGCGGCUGAUGUGGACAACAGUGGGACCAUUGACUACGGGGAAUUCAUAGCUGCAACUCUUCACCUUAAUAAGAUAGAACGUGAGGAACAUCUUGUGGCAGCAUUUCAAUACUUUGACAAGGAUAGAAGUGGUUAUAUUACAGUUGAUGAACUUCAGCAAGCUUGUGCAGAACAUAAUAUGACUGAUGUCUUGCUUGAAGAUAUCAUCAGAGAAGUUGAUCAAGAUAAUGAUGGGAGAAUUGACUAUGGGGAGUUUGUCGCUAUGAUGCAAAAAGGCAAUGCAGGAAUUGGAAGGCGAACUAUGCAAGGGAGUCUGAAUUUAAGCAUGAAAGAUGCGCUGGGACUGGGAACUGACUAGUUCUAAAUAGACAUGCCAUGUACAGGUGGUGCAGCAAAGCCUGAAGAGGAGGAGGUUUGUCGAUUAAGCUUGAAUGAUACGAUUUUCUCAAAAUUUUGAUACCUCAUCCAUGUCAAGAAGAUUAAGAUUGGAGAGGUUUAAGGUUGAGCAUGCUGUCAGUUAUGCCUUGAUGUUGCCGUGUAACUCAAGAAAUGUUGUAAGCUUUGUAAACAUGAGUGAAGUCUUUAGCUACUCAAGUUGCUAAGCUAUUUUGCGGUGUUCUUUGUUUGGGGCUUUAGGCUAUAUUAAUCAAGUUAGGAGAGGUUUUUGGACAUCAAAUGUAAAAAAAAAAAAAAAAAAAAAAAAAAUCUACAUACUAGGGCAUUUCUAAGUGUGUGGGUAUGGGGUGCCUCUGUUCUAUUUCCCAAGUCAAUGAGUUGUAAUCACGAAAAAAGAAAUAAUAAUAAUAGAUAAAUAAAAAAGUUCUUUACAACUUGCAAUGACUGUGGUAUGGUAAAUCCUAUUUUCCUUUCUAAGUAAAUUAUACAAGCAAGGAAUGUUCUCCUGUGCCAGUAAUGUCUUGGAGUGAAGAUGUGAGUAUGGUGGUUUCUAUACUGUCAUUGACACUUAUAUAUAUAUAUAUAUAUAAUUUCCAGGUACUCACCUACACAUUGUCCUCUCCUCCUCUUUGAGGGUCUAAAUAAACGGUAGGACAAACAUUUCUUGUCACAAUGCUCGUACUAAAAAACUGUAUUUCCAAAUAUGAUCUGUCUGCCAUACAAAACCUAAUUCAAAUAGACAGACUGGUAUUGCUGUAAUCCUAAUAGAGUGGAACUGUCUAUAAGAUCGAUUGCCAUAAAACAUUAUACAAGCAUACCACGAAGAAAACCAGGCGUUAUGCCCUCAACAACGAGUCAAUCACAUGCAGAGUGAGUGCCAUAGUACAAAUUUGAUUAAGAAAAUAUGAUUUAGUAUUAUAGUUGUAAUCAAACAUAUAUCAUACACUAUUUUACAGACUGACCCAUAAGCUCGAAUCUACCCAUUACAACAUUUUCUGUUUCACCCAAUAUUUUUGUUGUUGAAGUUGCAACUGAAUCACUGCUGGAUGGUAGAGUAACAAUUUUGAGUUGUCUUGUAUGCCGGUGCUUUAUGCGAGUGGGCGUUGCAAUAGAUUACUUUAUACUGUCCAUGGCUGCAGGUUUGAACGCUAUUGUGCCAAAUCUGCAGUUUCACAUGCUAUUGUAAUUUCCUGCAAAAGAAAUAAUAGUUGACGGUCAUUACCCCCGAAAAUAAUAAUAGUUGAUGGUAAUAACAUAAGACUGCCUUAUUUGUAGAUUGCAAAUUGUAAAAUUUUACUAGGAGGAACACUAUCAGAUUGAAGCGAAGAGGGUAAAAAUGGUUGAAUUUUAACUAAAUAUGAAAACAAUUCAAUGUGUCUAAUUUCAUUUUCAGUGAGAACCCUUAACAAAUUACCUAAAUGAGAAACCUUACCAAAUUAUGCACACCUGCGUAUCAUAUAUGGGAGUAAACUAUAAGCAACACGAAACCCAUUUUUUGGCCUUCUAGCUGUUCCAAGUGCCUCCUUUGAAUCUCAAUUUUAGACUUCAAGUUGUAUGAUUCUUUUUUUUUUUUUGUAUUAAA
This is a messenger RNA of Cornus florida, 3903 nucleotides long. Its product is annotated as calcium-dependent protein kinase 26. Gene Ontology annotation, cellular component: cytoplasm; nucleus. Gene Ontology annotation, molecular function: calcium-dependent protein serine/threonine kinase activity; calcium/calmodulin-dependent protein kinase activity; ATP binding. The coding region runs from base 571 to 2283 and encodes 570 amino acids. The record is from RefSeq and is a predicted model, not a curated record. Lineage: Eukaryota; Viridiplantae; Streptophyta; Magnoliopsida; Cornales; Cornaceae. The transcript is spliced from 9 exons. Gene Ontology annotation, biological process: peptidyl-serine phosphorylation; intracellular signal transduction; protein autophosphorylation.